CACAGCAUCAUCAGCAUCCCGGCCAGCAGGCAUGGCCCUUUAAACCCAGCUGCAAGACCCCUCUUCCCUCCACCCACCGCCCCCCAAUUCCUUCGCCAGCCUCCGAGGAGAUCUGCAAGGAGGAAACCCUGUGGCCAUCUAAAGUGACUUGGAUUUAUGUUCUUUUUCUGCCUUCAAAAAAAACCUGGGUCCAGCUAAAAUGAUCAGCAGAAAGUAGGACAGUCUAUUUUUGUUGGUUAUAGAAUUCACCUGGAAAUGCCAAAAGUAUUCUUCAGAGCAGCAGAGUGCAGCUAAAGAUCAUCAGGACCUAUUUCUUUGGUUGCAACUUUCAACAUGACCAAUCCCCAGCCUUCAAUAGAAGGUGGAGUUUCUGAAGUAGAGAUAAUCUCACAACAAGUAGAAGAAGAAACCAAAAGCAUAGCUCCAGUACAGCUUGUUAACUUUGCUUAUCGAGAUUUACCUCUGGCGGCUCUUGAUCUCUCUGCGGCAGGGUCACAGCUUCUGUCAAAUUUGGAUGAAGAAUACCAAAGAGAAGGAUCAAACUGGCUAAAGCCAUGCUGUGGGAGGCGAGCGGCUGUGUGGCAGGUAUUUUUGCUCAGCGCGAGUCUCAACAGUUUCCUCGUAGCCUGUGUAAUAUUGGUGGUGAUUCUCCUGACUCUGGAACUACUAAUAGAUAUAAAGCUUCUUCAGUUUUCAAGUGCAUCCCAGUUCGCCAGCGUCGUUCACUGGAUUAGCCUCAUCAUUUUGUCUGUGUUCUUUACAGAGACAAUUUUAAGAAUUGUGGUCCUCGGAAUAUGGGACUAUAUUGAAAACAAAAUUGAGGUUUUUGAUGGGGCUGUGAUUAUCCUGUCCUUGGCCCCCAUGGUAGCUUCCACUGUAGCCAAUGGGCCCAGUAGCCCUUGGGAUGCCAUCAGCCUCAUUAUAACCCUGCGGAUUUGGAGAGUGAAGAGAAUCAUCGAUGCUUAUGUUCUGCCAGUGAAAGUGGAGAUGGAGAUGGUCAUUCAACAGUAUGAGAAAGCAAAGGUCAUCCAAGAUGAGCAGCUGGAAAGACUAACACAGAUUUGCCAAGAACAAGGGUUUGAAAUUAGGCAGCUGCGGGCACACCUGGCCCAGCAAGACCUGGACUUGGCAGCAGAGCGAGAGGCAGCGCUGCAAGUCUCUCAUGUGUUGGACAAAAAGAGCAGCCGGUACAAGGUGGUGGACACGGGAGACUCAGACGAUGAAACAACCGAGAACAUCACCAACUUGCGGUCACCCCGAGAGGCUGUGGUGAAGGAUGACAUGAAUAACUAUAUCAGCCAAUAUUACAACGAGCCCAGUACAGACAGUGGGGUCCCCGAACCCGCCAUCUGUGUCAUCACCACGGCAGCCAUCGACAUCCACCAUCCCAACGUCUCCUCUGAUCUCUUCACGGCGGACGUGCCCCUGAAACUCGGCAGCCCCGGGACCCUCUCCCGCUCCAUCGACAGCUCUGUCACCCGGGCCCAGAGCAUCAGCAGCCAGACCUUCGGCUCCUCCACGGACUGCAGCACCACCCGCGAGGAGUCGUCAGAGUACCGGCCCUUAGAGAGGGAGGGGAAUCCCCAGCCGGGCCGCUUCGAGCGACCCCGACCCCGGGUCAACAACGCCAUGGUCCAGGAACUGCUCUCCUCCCUGUCGGAGGACUCCUUGUCACAGAAGGGGUUAGACCCAGUCAAUCUCAAACUUCCGAGCCCCACUGGAUCCCCCAAAACCAGCCCCCAGCUGGAGCACAGGGUGAAGGCAUGCAACCAGAAGAACCAGGAGGAUUUUAACGUGUUUCAGAUCAAGCCAGUCAUCCACUUUCAGCCCAACACGCCCGUGUUGGAUGAAAAGUACAGAUCUUUGGAAUCCAAAGAGCAGAAGUUGAAUAGGGUUCCGGAAUCCUAGUGCUUCCCAAGGGGACGGAAGAUAGCCACCCACCUCGCGGCUUUAAUGGUUGGUGCCCUUGGAUCCAUCCCCGGUCAGACGCAGGGUCUUGCUUCUCACUUGGUCCGUUGAACCGACUGAUCCUCUCCAUGCCUGAGUUCCCGUGGCAUCUUCACGACCUCUGGCUUCAGAGGUCCCACACACAAGCCCCGCGGGCGCAACCACGGUGUGGAGCGAACGGUGACCUCACCGAGUGUACAGGUUCUUAAAACUCUGGGGUGGGGAGGGGGUUUUUUAAGAGUCAUUUUUAUGUAAACUGGACUGUUAGCCCUUCACCCAGGGUCCAGCUUCAGCAGGGUAGAGCACAGCUGGCUGUAAACUUUUUCCUCCUCCGAUUUCUUACAUGUGUCCUUUGUACGUGAUGGCUGUAACUUUGUACAAAUUCAGGACUUCGGCUGCUUUGGAUUUUGCCCCCAGGCCUUUUUCAGGAGCACUCUGGGAUGAUGCAGAUUCAGAGAACUCGACCCGAGCCUUUGAUUUUUCCCGCAUGAGUAUUUCUCAGUAUUUUGAAGGCAAAUUUGAGAUGGCAGUGAAAUAAAAUGGAAAAAAAAAAUGGACAUUUUACAACUUGGGCUUUACUAAUAAAAAAAC
Messenger RNA from Tachyglossus aculeatus (Australian echidna), 2538 nucleotides. RefSeq names its product transmembrane protein 266 (gene TMEM266). Lineage: Eukaryota; Metazoa; Chordata; Mammalia; Monotremata; Tachyglossidae. Gene Ontology annotation, cellular component: plasma membrane. The record is from RefSeq and is a predicted model, not a curated record. The transcript has 12 exons. Bases 334 to 1908 code for a protein of 524 amino acids. Gene Ontology annotation, biological process: monoatomic ion transport; transmembrane transport. Gene Ontology annotation, molecular function: voltage-gated channel activity; monoatomic ion channel activity.